Amphiprion ocellaris (clown anemonefish) is the source of this 2538-nucleotide messenger RNA. Its product is annotated as B-cell receptor CD22-like. The record is from RefSeq and is a predicted model, not a curated record. Bases 161 to 1465 code for a protein of 434 amino acids. The transcript has 7 exons. Lineage: Eukaryota; Metazoa; Chordata; Actinopteri; Pomacentridae.
GGUCAUUGUGCCACAGAAAGUAGAAGUUGUGAAAGGAUCCUGUGUGACCAUCCCCUGCUCCUUUGAUGUACCUGAUGAAUAUGUACAAUAUCUAAAUAGCGAGUGUAGAGCAAUAUGGAUCAAGAAAGAUAGCCGUCCAUGGAUUACUCUGACUCAAGCAAUGACAGGAGACUUAACAAAGAAAGACUGCACCUCAACCUUCAAUAAUAUGAUUGCUGAAAACAGCCAUCAGUAUUACUUCAGACUGGAGUGUCCAAAUUAUCUGAGAUAUAAUUUUGCAGAUCGUCAUGUGAAUUUGGUCAUCACAGAUGAUCCUCCUGCACCAAACCUGACUCUGUCUCCUCUGGAGGUGAAGGAGGGAUCCUCAGUGAGUCUGACAUGCUCUGCUCCAGCUCCCUGUCAGACUCUUCCUCCAACUCUGACAUGGACCCCCAGUCUGGGUGACGUUCAAGAGCAACUGCAGGAGAAUGUGGACAAAACUAAAGUCAAGAGGUCUGUCCUGACCUUCACUGCUUCUCACCUCCAUCAUGGACAGAUUAUCUCCUGCACUGUGGUCUACAAGAAACAAGAUGGCAGCAGAGAUGCAUCUGAGAGAAGGAGUUUAACAGCUGCUGUUUCCUAUUCACCCAAAGACACCACAGUGUCAGUCAGUCCCUCUGGUCCAGUCCAACAGAGCAGUAAUGUGACUCUGACAUGCACAAGUAAUGCAAACCCAGCAGUAAGGAGCUUCACCUGGUACAGAGAUGAUGGAAACCAGGAGACUGUCAUUGGAACCAAAGCCGUUUUAAACAUUCAAGCAUCUGAAGUCAGUCGGCCGUUUUUCUGUGAGGCUGCAAAUGAUGUUGGAGUUGGACGUUCUGACCUGAGUCAGACAGAUGUUCAGUUUCCUCCACAGAUCCUGCCAUCAUCUGAUUGCAUCAAAACUGCAGGCCAGAUCAACUGUUCCUGUGAGACUGUGGGAAAUCCUUUUCCCACUUUACACUGGUCUUUGGAUGGUCAGCCUGUCAGUCAGUCUGACAAGUUUGUGAUCAGCAGUGAGCGUCUACAUAAUGACAAAGGUCUGAGGAGCUUCAUCACUGUGAAUCAACCACAAGAGAUGAAUCGUUCCAUCUUGAUCUGCCACAGCUUCAACUCUCUUGGAUUUGCCAGUCAACAAUUCUGCCUUGAGCAUCAAGCAUGUGCUGAAAGUCAUGAUCCAGUGCUAUUUCUGAUGUUCUUUACCAAAAUUGCCAUCUUGCUUGCACUAUUUUGUGCUCUGCUGUGUGUUAUCAAGGCUCUGAAGAAUCGCCAAAACUCCAACAGUCAUCUCACAGGUGAAAUCAGCCGAGUUGCCAUGAGCCAACAUCUGAUAAAAGAGGCAAAUGAGGUACCCAACACACCAGAAGAGGACAUUUAUGUUAACACUGAACGCCAACCACAUGCUGCCAACCCUCCAACUGUGUCUGAGCCAAAUGAAGAAGAAUGAGGUUGACUGGAAGAGCAAGAAGCAGGAAGCAUCUAUCUGGUGGUUCCUAUCUGGAGGAGGAGAAGUGGAUGGUGGGGGGCAUUUGCAGGAAUUUUAUGAGUAAUGCACUGGAGAUGGGAAACCUGUAUGAUGAAGUGGAGUCUAGAAAUGUGAGAAAGGAAUCAGAGUGUGAAUAUGCAUAAGUUUUAAGGCAAAAGUGCAAGGAAAAAAAAUUCAUUUCACAUUUUCCACUGUUGGAAAGAACUGCUCAGCUACAUGCAUGUUUUCUUUUUGCAAAUAUCAAACUAAAAUUUUUUAGAAGGCUGGCCUGACAGGUACCAUUGUAUAGAAGAAAUUGUAGAAAUAUUCAAUCAAAAAUGUUGACAAUCCAUUCGGUAUCAUGGUAUAUGUUCAUAAAGGUUUUUACUCCAAAUGCUGGAUCCAACAUUUAUUGGAUCCAACUAUUGGCUAUUACCCUCCUUGAUUACUCAUAAUUUGUAUCAGUCCUGAAAGAAAUUAUUAUAUACUAUACUAUUUUGGAAAGAUUUUGUCUAAUUAAAUUGUUGAGACAGAAUCUUGUCACAUUUUAAAUACACAAUGAUUUUAAUAUUGAUGAACAGUUUCCACAAAUUCCACUGUCAAUGCAAAAUAAUACGGAAUGCUAUGUAUUUGCUUCUUUUUUAACUUAAAUGCUGAUAUUAGUCAUGUGUAAAUUGAGAAAACCCAUGCUGUUUUAUAUUUCUAUGCUUGUGUGGUAUAUAUUGUGUAAUGCAUUUCAAUAAUCUUGUAAUCUAGUAAUCUUGAGUUUUUUUCCUUUUGUCUUGAGUUGCAGUUUAUUUUAUCAAGAACUAUUUCAAAGCAGACAUUUUUGCAUUCAAUUUCUAGUGUAACUGAUAAUAUGGAAGGGAAAAUGUACACGCCUGCCAUGUACAUUAAUGGGGUUCUUGCAAUUAUGAGAUCUGGCUGUCUGAAAUAUGAGAAAGGUUGACAUGGUUAUCAGUUGUAUUAUGUGAGAAAUGGUCUUAAUUAUGGUGAUGAUGUAUUUUUCUGUCCUAGAUAGCUACCUAUGUAAUAAAUAGAAGCUUAAACAUCAA